UGUACUUCCACCUGUUUUCUCAGGGCGCAGCUUGAAUCAGAAAACAUUUGUUUGUCACUUCUUCUUGUCAUUCAUUUAUCUCUUGUUCUUCGUUUCUCCGGUGGAUGCAGGUUAUUGUUUGACAGCCUGCGUUCCCCUGCAAUGGCGCCCAAGAAGGAGGGCGACGUGGUGUUCUCUUUCAACGGAAAAUACGUUUCUUGGGCUCAUACAGUCGUCGCAUAUGCUGCGUUUAUUGGAGCUUUCAUAGUCGGUGUCUCGCUCCAUUACCACAAAAUUGUACAAAACGAACACUAUGGCUAUCCUGAAGAGUGGUUUCCCUCCGUCUCUGCCACCAUCGGCGACCGAUACCCUGAACGAUCUGUCUUUAUGGUCUUCAUUGCCAUCACCUCUGGGCCUCGCUUUGUCCUGGUUGGGCUGUUCUACCUCCUCACAAGAAGACCGAAGUCCAGCCUGCCAGGUAUCGUUGCAGCAACAGGACUGUUCAGGACUCUUACAUGCGGAGGAUGGACAUACGUGACAUCUACCGAUGACCAUGAUUGGCACGAUAUCUUCAUGAUAUCCUAUCUUGUUGCUACCCUACCUUGGACGUUGGGCUGUCUUGCACUAAGUCCUCCCAAUCCUGCCUCAAUUAAAUAUCGAAAAGUCCUGGCUGGUCUUUUCUUCGGAACCCUUGUCCCUCUAGUUUAUUUCUUCAUUCAGCACAAGGUCCAUAAAGUGGCCGGCGCAUAUACGAUUUACGCCUUCUUUGAAUGGGCACUUAUCCUGUUCGACGUGGCCUUUGAUGCCGUGACAGCACUUGAUUUCCAAACAUUUGAGCUUGUUGUGAAAGAUAUCAACGGUCUCAGCAGAGGUGACGCCAAGCUCCUCAAGGAAUCAGUGAAGGAGAAAGAUCGCGACAGUGCUCUAAUUCAUACCUCCACCUUCGACGGUCCCUACUACUGGCCCGCCAUGCUCGACGCCCUGGCUGAAAUCCUCCAUGGCUACUUUUUUUGGUCUGUUCUCACGUCCCUAGGCGUUCUCGUCUGGUAUUUUCCGCUAUGGCAUAUGGGUAUAUCAGGCUAUGAAGUCAUGGUCAUGUCUACUGUUUCGCCUUUCUUGCUCGGUGUUCCAUUCCUCCGGUCUCUGGCAAUCAAACACAACCGAUGGGUCCAUAUGUCGUCUUUGGUGGGACUUGCUGCCUGGCUUGUCAAGGAUCCCGCCCAUCGACUGUUUACCGUUGGCUUCGCGGUGUGGAUGGGAUGUCUGGGCUGGUCAGCCGCAUGGUAUGCUGAAAGACGAAAUUCCGCGCGCCUCCAGAGCCGGAUACUGGCUUGGAGUAUCGGACUUGUUCUAUCGAGCAUUUCCAAAUUCGCCAACCACACAAACAAUCCUGUCUGGCCCAUCCUGCAUCCCGGCAUUGGUGGCUGGAACAAAACUGCCUUGGUAGUUGCUAUUUUCGCCGUCUGGCGAUCGACGCGACAAGUUUCUACUAGCGGGGGCGAUUAUGUUCCACCAAAUGCGAGAAAAGGAUCAAGUCUUUUGGCUGGACUCGGCUUUGGUGGACUCGUAUUCGCUAUGCACUCUCUGCUCUCCGACUCCAGCACGAUGAUUUUAUGGGUCUGGGAAGGCUAUCCUGUGCGAGGACCAUUGGCAGUACCUCAAGGAGCUGUAACGUUGCUCGUCAUGAGUGCGGGUCUGUUUUUCGGCAUCGCCUUACCAGGUUUCUUUGGAUCAUGGACUGCAUUUGGACUGGGAUCUGUCGGUGCUGCCUUGCUUACCCUCUACGGUAACUGGACUGGCUUCUACGGUGGCCUUGUUUUGGCCUUCUAUACUAUGGGAGUUGCUCCUGUCCUUAUUUCCUCGGCUGUCCAACACAACCCAGCCAUCACUUUCGGACUUGGCUUCCUCUUCUACAACGUGAUGGUCCUGUUCCAUGUCUGGGUUGUAGCCUAUGCUUUCGUACCCGGCGGACCACUUGUCAGAGAGCACACCGACUGGGUUAUGAUUACGACUAUGCUGAUGAUCGGUGCUGGAGUCUUUUCAGCGCUAAUUACGAAUGGCAGCCACAAACAAAAGACAACGUCGAGCCCCCGCGAACGAAAACAAUCAGCUUACUAUCUCCACAUCCUACUUGCGUUACAGCUGCUGACGGGCUCUAUCGCGUAUCUACGAUUUCCAACGAACGAUUAUGUGCCCUACCACAAGGAUGAGAAACUCAUCACGGCUGGUAUCUGGACGAUCCACUUUUCACUUGAUAAUGAUAUGUGGUCCUCUGAGAGACGGAUGCGGGAUGCUAUCAAGGAACUCGAGCUUGAUGUGGUCGGGCUGCUUGAGUCAGAUCUGCAACGGAUUAUCAUGGGCAACCGCGAUACUACGCAAUAUCUAGCCGAAGAUCUGGGCAUGUAUGUGGACUUCGGUCCGGGACCCAACAAACAUACCUGGGGAUCAGCGUUGCUCUCGAAAUUCCCCAUUGUCAAUUCGACUCAUCAUCUUCUGCCCUCGCCGGUUGGUGAACUUGCACCUGCAAUCGAAGCUACUUUGGACGUGUACGACACGCUGGUGGAUGUUUUCGUGUUCCACUCCGGACAGGAAGAAGACCCAGAAGACCGACGGCUACAGUCGGAGUAUCUUGCCAAACUGAUGGGUGCCAGCUCUCGGCCAUCUAUUCUGCUCAGCUACCUUGUGGUCAAACCAAAAGAAGGCAACUACAACACGUACGUAGGCGAGGUCAGUGGUAUGCACGACAUUGAUAGGAGCGAUUGGGAUCGAUGGUGCGAGUAUAUCCUCUACAAGGAUAUCAAGAGAGUGGGUUAUGCCCGUGUCAGCCGAGGUACCAUUACAGAUACCGAGAUCCAGGUCGGGAAAUUUGUCGUGGGAGAACCAGCCUCAUACACAGACGAGAGGAUUCCUGAAGAGCAGGUUCCACCGGGACGCCGAUUCCCAGCCUUGUUCCGGGGCGAGGGGGUUCGCGGUCAUAGAUACCAUGUCUUUGACGAGCCAUGGUAUUAUGCAUGAAACAUCAACCUGAAGCAAAGCUACCUUCAGUAUUCAAGGAAAUGUUGAUAGCUCUGCUGUGGUAGAAGCCAAGCAGACAAUGAAAUGAAAGUCUCAGCCAA
Exophiala xenobiotica is the source of this 3095-nucleotide messenger RNA. RefSeq lists its product as uncharacterized. The coding region runs from base 142 to 2994 and encodes 950 amino acids. NCBI's taxonomy places the organism in Eukaryota, Fungi, Ascomycota, Eurotiomycetes, Chaetothyriales, Herpotrichiellaceae. The record is from RefSeq and is a predicted model, not a curated record. Gene Ontology annotation, cellular component: endoplasmic reticulum. The transcript is spliced from 6 exons. Gene Ontology annotation, biological process: GPI anchor biosynthetic process; fungal-type cell wall organization.